CUCAAGUGUCACAAAACCACACAGUGGCGCGAUUUGGAAUUUACUCCUCAGACCACCCUCGGGGGGAUUUUUGGUGACGGAGAGGACUUUUCACUCUCAUGCCUUUCCUGCUCCCUGGGUCUACCAUUGUUUUCACUGGGCACGAUGUCGGCCGAUCUGCCCCGCCGACGGCGAUCUUCCUUCUCAGAGCGCUUCCAGCGCGUCUUUAGUAGUGAUCGAGCUGAUCAAGACAAGAAACGCCAGAGUCUAGGACCAGGCACCCCGCAAACCCCGUCCCGUGUUUCAGCUCAACCGAGCGACGACAAUGAUUCCAAGUCAGCAGCAACUGCCGCGCCAUCGGUGCCUGAUGAUUCAGGACUCGGCUCCUUCAAUUUCUCGUCGGACUCUCGUGUUCCUUCCCUCAGCACUACGGGCUCUAGCGCAUCUGUCCGCGCAAUUCACAAGGAUGAGGACUCCACUCAGCAAAUGACAACCGAGGCUAAGCAGGUAGUGGAACUUGAUCAGGUAAACUCCUCGCCAACAUGGAAAAAAGAUACACCGCGGAAAGAGAGGCGAGCGACCAAGCGACUAGAGGCAGAGAGGAAGGAGCUGGAGAAGCGUAUGCUUCAGCUAGAGCAAAACCAGACCCAGGCCGACGGUGGCAACUCUGAUCGCAGCAGCCGCCGCUUGGUCAAGAAACAAAAGGCGAGCUCGGAGCGAUCCUCCAGUGCUGGCAGCUCGCGACUGAGAUCGUCAUCCAUUGGGCGAUUCUUCACACGCUCCCGUCGAGGCUCUCAAACAGGGAUUGAUUCCGCGAAUGAAAGUGACAUUGAAUCUGCUCGUGGCUCCGCUGAUGCAAACCCGGCAGCACCUGUUCCACCAUCAAUCCCGUUGGCGCUCGAGGAACGUUUUGGGGCUGAUGUUUCACGGGAGCUGGCGACCCGACAUGGAACUACCUUGCUCCCUGCGAAUCAGCUCGCUUCAAACCAAUCCCGAUCAGUCUCAUCUCAGCAUCCUCAGAAAUCGCAGCGCUUACACCAUACCCCAUUGAAGUCAGACGAUCUUCGAGAAAACUGGAAGAUGGCAGAGGAGUGGCAAAAGACACAGGGCGGCGAGCCUGGCCCGGGUUUUAUUAAACCAGACAGCUUGGUCGGGGGGAGGCAAUCCCCGCGAGCAUCACUUUAUGGAACGGACCUUGACCAAGAAUUCACUGUAACUCCAAAGAACGGGAGGAAGACCCCUAAGACCCCAAAUAUCGGCUCUCCAAGCGCCGGAGCUGCGACUGACCAGUUGGGUCUGUCUUCGACAAACACUCUAGAGGGCAUUCCACAAGAUGCUGACCCCUCAGCUAUGCGAAUCACAACUGUGAAGCAGCAACGUGACUUUUCCAGCUCAAUGUCAGAGGACUCAUCUGGUUCAAACAGCACAGUGGAUAUCCAGUCGUCUAUGCCUGUUGAAAAAUAUCCUACGAGGAACCGCGUAGAAUCUACUCCGCAGAGUUAUCAGAGGGUCUACAAAUCCUCACCUUUGGCCAUGAACCCAAAUAGCCCCGACAGCCCUACCCAGUCGUCAAAUGAUGACCCUUCGCUGCGUACAGAUAAGCUGGAUCUGCCGAAGCCCCUGCGGAUCUCAAAGAUUCCUCAAUUCGAGGGGCCUCUAUCGCGCAAUCAACAAUUGGCUCCAGUCUCCUCAUCUGAGCAGGCUCAAAGUCAGCCUAAGAGGGCUAGUCCCGGUAAAAACCGGGAGUCACUUCAUGGAUCAUGGCCGUUGACUGGGAACGAUAUUCAGCAGGAGAACCGCAAUUCGCAAACAGACUAUCAGGAGCCACCAAUUCCCCGAGGAUCAAGCAACCCUCCUCAUGCGAUAGCUCCUCCCAAGCAUCCAGGUCGACGAAGUCUUGAAGACCACACUCCGAAGUGGACAAGUAAUAGAAAGCCGACAGGAAGCACUGCCUCAGAUGGUGCUCGCGGCUCCAAAGAGCCACAAAUUCAUCACCUAUCUCCGCGAAGGGUUACUGACGGAGGAAUAUCUCCAGCGGACUGGAAUGACCCUGACCAUAGACGGUCAUCCAUAUCAUCCCUAGCAUCAAGCUACAAUACAGCCGACGAAGAAAAGCUCGACGUGCCUCCAGGACGUUCGAAACGAGCAUCCCUCCCAGCUCCCGAACGCAAAGAAGCAAAGCCCGCCCCUACAGAAGUCGCUAUAAAGGAGACACCCACAAGUGCCACCAGCCCUCGAACCAACCCAGUAGCAUCUGGCUCAAUAAACAUGCUACGCAAAGCCCCCAUGCAAAAGAUGAAACCACCUCGUUCAGACGACGUCCUCACCAAGCUGUUCGUCAUUUGCUGUCAAUGCAAGUACUGGCACGAUAUGCCAUCAGAUGUUAGCAAGAACUUUUUCGCGACGGAAUUCGGGGAAGAACUCGACGUUCUCCUCGGACCCUAA
Molecule: messenger RNA, 2424 nt
Organism: Penicillium pulvis
Lineage: Eukaryota; Fungi; Ascomycota; Eurotiomycetes; Eurotiales; Aspergillaceae
Exons: 3
Coding region: 145-2424 (759 amino acids)
Source: RefSeq, a predicted model, not a curated record